CAAUUCGUUCCAAAAUUACAAAAGUUAGAUUUCGUACAAUUUUCUUUUUCAAAAAGCUAAAAGUAAAAUUUCUGAAAUUUUCUUGAACCAGAUUUAUUGUUAAGCAAAUUGACACAUCUUAUCACGCUGAUGGAGGAUCCAAAGAAAGGAUUUAAGGUCUUAUCCCAAGUUUCUCCAGUGUUGAUUUUAGACUACUAUAAUAUGGUAUGGUUCAGUAUGUGGAAAAGCCGAAGUAUGUAUCUUAAUUGAUUUUCAGCAAAAGAAACAACGCUCAGAAUUUUUAAAAAAACGCUAUCUUCGUGCAACUGAAGCUGUUAUGAGGGUUGAUGAAAGUAUAGAAGACGCUCCUGAAAUUCCUUAUGAAAAGCUUACUAACUAUCUCUCUAAUACAAUGGAGCUUGAAAACGAAGACGAAAAUGCGAUUAUUGACUUUGCUCGAAUUACUGAUGGAAAAGUGACUUCAUUCGAUCAAGAUCAUAUCCUAAACAUUAAUACUGGAGAUUUUGGUCUAGUUAUGGACAGUGACGAUGAAAGUCAAACUGCUGAAGAUGUUUUCGAACUUAUUCCAAUAGCGCCAGGCGAAAUGGAAUAUUUUUUUUUUUUUGAUGAUGAUGAUGUAGAGCUUCCUCGAAUUAUGCCAAGUCAAUUAUGUCUUCACAACGAGUUAACUGUAGAUGACCCAUUGGAGUUAAAUGAUGAAGAUAUUUCCAGAGGGCCCAACUUGGAAUCAUUCUUGCUUUAUGAUACUUGUGAGAACGAGAUUGUUGAAGAUAUUAUUUUACCAGUGGAUAUACCUGAGAAGCCUGAUUUAGAGAGCUUUCUAUUUAUCAUCUGUGACGAUAGGAAAAAUAUGUUUAAACCUGAGGAAGAGGUGAUAUUACCAGGUCUGGAAAAUCUGUCCAACUUUCCAUUGAAAAAUAUUGAACUAGGGUCACUUUGGAAUGAUUUUGAUGAUAAGCUACUUUCUAAUUUGUUUUCUGAUACAUUAUAUCUUUCGGAUGAUGAUUCAACACAAGAUGACGACGCAAUAGAACCUAUAACUGAAAUGUUUGAAUAUACCUCUAAUGCCGAUACGUAUAUGGGAUACAUUUUUACACCAGAAAAUGAAUCUGAAUGGACGAUUAAUACUUCAGGUGCAUCAAACUUAUGGAAAUCAAAAACUAAAGAAGCAAACGCAUCAAUCCAAAAGCCAUGUCAGUCAGAUAGUCCUCAGGACCCGACCUCCAUUCCUUUCGUAGAUUGUAACCUAGAUGCAUUUGGGAAAAUUAAUUUCGAAAUCCUUCUCGAAAAUGAUCAAAAACUUUUCUUGGACGUGCCACAGAAAGUACCAGAAAAAACUACAUUUUUUGCAGAUGAAGAUGUCUUUACAGAAAUAUCUUUGAAUUUCUUAAACGAAAACGUUUUUGGUAGAAAAAGACAAAAUGAUACUACCUUAACCGAUUUACAAACAGGACAAAAUAAAAAAAUUCAUACAAAUUUUCCGCUUUCUAAACUUGGAAAUAUGAGGGUAACGGAAACAGUUGAAAUACCACCUCAAGAGUCUAAUGCGCUUGAGAAAAAGACGCCAUCAACAUCAAGUCGAAGCGUAGAUAAAAAGCAGACAAUUGAAAACAGUUCUUCGUCUGAAGGGAAGGAAAGUACGCAAAGCGUGUUUGAAUUGUCUCAAGAACUUUUGAAACUGCAAAAAACUACUAAAAUGUUGAUGGAAUUAAAUUCAACUUUUCCGUCAAGUGCGCCGAUAAAAGAACCUAAUGUUCAUGCAAAUGUGAGAACUAUGAAGAAAACACGAAGCUCGACUGACGAUGAAAAUUGUUCGACAAGUAACAAAGUAGAGGGAGGAAUUAGCUGAUUUUUUCUCUUUAACUUCUUAGGAUCAUGUUUCAUUUCAAAAAAAUUAAAUCUUGAAAGGUGACAAAAGAAGGUGUCAGUAAUAUAUUGUUAAUAACGUUGAACUUGGUUUGUUGAGGAUAAGUCGCCGCUAGAGUCUUGUCUUACAAAAAUGAUCAAUAAACAAAAACAUGUUUUAAAUAAAGUGACAGUUCUGUAUAUUGC
This is a messenger RNA of Dimorphilus gyrociliatus, 2052 nucleotides long. The record is from the annotation of a GenBank genome assembly. Lineage: Eukaryota; Metazoa; Annelida; Polychaeta; Dinophilidae.